AUGGAUGCGUCGGAAUUGACGAGUAGUUCAAUCAACUCCAAGGCGAGAAGAAUUCUUCAUGCUGCGAUGCAGCUGAAGUACACGUACGAGGCUUGUAUGAAGGAACCUGUAUCGACAACACAACUUGCUUCAUUCUCCUCAAAUCCGGAAGUCCAUGGUCCUCGUAUGGGUGCAGUUCAGAUAGAUUUCACAAAUUCCACCCUACGCUCAAAGUGGAAUCAGGCAGUCGUUGAGCUUCUAGCUGAAGUGGCGGAAUCUACCCAUCCAGACAUAGGCGCAAAAAUUGAUUGGCGGAAACUCUUCGAAAGGAGGAUCAAUCGAAUCGUCAGCGAUGCUUCUCGCUUACGAAAAAUGGACAACUCUGUCGAGACCAAACGCAAGAAAUUUUCGAGGGCGGUAUCACAUCAGAAACUUCAACGUCGAAUUCGAACUGCCAGUAUGAUGCUGAUUCACUACAAAUCAUUGGCAUUUGAAGAUGGUGUUCUUUUUUGGUCCUACAUCCUCUGGUCCUUAGAUUCCCUCGCUUCCACAGGCAUGUCAGAUGAAGAAACCGUCAGCGAGAAAGAGGGCAACAGUUCUUUCAGAGCUGUGGUGGACCCAGGUUCACGACACCCAGCGUUUCGCACUUUGUUCCGAUAUGUUGAUGACGUUCCCUCCUUAUAUCCUAAUCUCUUUACAAGAUGUGGUAAAAAGCCACUCAAACGAGUCUUUGUACCAUCAACGCUAAUGAUGUGUGCCCUGCGUUCGGACAAUUCGGACAGCGAUGAUGACCUUUGCCCUACGAGAUUUCUUCCAUAUCUAGUGAAAAAUGGUUACCACGUUUAG
This is a messenger RNA of Lentinula edodes (shiitake mushroom), 825 nucleotides long. RefSeq lists its product as uncharacterized. The record is from RefSeq and is a predicted model, not a curated record. The coding region runs from base 1 to 825 and encodes 274 amino acids. The transcript is spliced from 4 exons. Lineage: Eukaryota; Fungi; Basidiomycota; Agaricomycetes; Agaricales; Omphalotaceae.